Laccaria bicolor S238N-H82 is the source of this 1098-nucleotide messenger RNA. RefSeq lists its product as uncharacterized. Gene Ontology annotation, molecular function: DNA binding; DNA-binding transcription factor activity, RNA polymerase II-specific; zinc ion binding. The transcript has 8 exons. The record is from RefSeq and is a predicted model, not a curated record. Gene Ontology annotation, biological process: DNA-templated transcription; regulation of DNA-templated transcription. The coding region runs from base 1 to 1098 and encodes 365 amino acids. Lineage: Eukaryota; Fungi; Basidiomycota; Agaricomycetes; Agaricales; Hydnangiaceae.
AUGGACGACUCUUUCCAGUUUAUUAUAGAAUCUCCGCAGAACAACCAGGGACAUAAGAAAAGGCCUCGUCUCGUCACCUCUUGCGACAACUGUCGUCUUAAAAAGAUAAAAUGUCUUCAACCAUCUCCAGAAAGUAAAUGUGAUGCUUGCAAGACUGCCAAGAUACCUUGUCGUUUCCGGGAUAGGGAGCGUUACUUUGCAGAACGCAGCCGAGCUAUAGCUGGUCCUACCUCGUAUGGAGCAGACUUCAGAGCCGAAGCGAACCCAGCCCUUGAUGCCUUCUCAGUGGCCUCCAGCUCUUCCAGUCCUUCUCUUUCUUCCAACUCGAACCCUCGAUCCACUUCCCACUCGCCGAAAGCAAGCGGGCUCGUUUCAGCCGACGCGGAGCACACUGGGAGAUAUCAGUCAUACCCUCCUGAUUCUCGUCGAGAUUCUCAUCACAGACACAGUAAUUCUUCAUCUAUUUCAUCACGCAACGGUAAUCCAUUAGCCUAUAAUUAUGGUGGACCUCCACCCACUCAACUACUACAUCACCCUCAUAAUACACGCAGUCCAUCGCAUCACUCUGAUUAUCGUCCCAUUCACCUUUUCGAUCCUGAUCAUCCUCAAUCACCCCACCCAACUCUAAUGCCACAUUUCAUACAAUUAUUCUUCGAGAACUUGGGCGGUGAAUUCACUUUCUUAUCAUACGAGGAGUUACUUGCGGAUUUUUGGGACCACGUACUGCCAUCUUUGAUGGCAAAUUGUAUUGCAGCUAUGGCUUCCAGAUAUUCUAAUAUUCCCGAGCUUACUGUACGAGGCCUCCAUAACGUCGCAGAAGCAUACACCGAGAGCGCCAAGACUAUCCUAAGCUCCGUCGCUCAUAUCCCCACAAUAGAAACCUUGCACGCUAUAAUGUUACUCUCCUGGUCGGAGUACAAGAACAAUAGACUUAGUGGUUUCCGAGCUUAUUGUCAGAUGGCCAUGAGGAUGGCUAUGGACCUCGGCUUAUCAGAUCAAAAUGCGAUCCAAAUGCAUCCGAGUGAAAGUGAACGUAACCGCAGGCGGUCAACUUGGGCAGGCAUUCUACAACUACAUCUUACCUCAUCGUCCCUCUAA